Messenger RNA from Dothidotthia symphoricarpi CBS 119687, 1029 nucleotides. RefSeq names its product putative CmcJ-like methyltransferase. The coding region runs from base 62 to 952 and encodes 296 amino acids. The transcript has 5 exons. Gene Ontology annotation, molecular function: oxidoreductase activity. The record is from RefSeq and is a predicted model, not a curated record. NCBI's taxonomy places the organism in Eukaryota, Fungi, Ascomycota, Dothideomycetes, Pleosporales, Dothidotthiaceae.
CUUGUUCUUAGACACAACGAUAAACCUUGAAUUUUUCGAGAGUCUUGCAAAUCAAUCAAAAAUGGUGCAAAACAUAAAAGAUACCUCGAUGUAUCUCUUGGAGAGAAAUCCCCUGUGGAAGUCAGUCAAGCCAUAUGAUCUCAAGUUCAGCCCACCCGAGGGUUUUCCGAAGAGCAACGCUGUCCCACGCAAGCAUGACGGGAUCCAGGUAGAAGACAUUCGUGGGAGGGAACACGAGUUUUCUCUUGCGAAAAAUGGGUUCGCAUUGAUUCCCAUGGACGUAUCCAUGUCCGUCCAGGAUUUCGAGAAUUUCAACGGUGAUGAGCUGAGUUCUCGAUUUUUCAAACCUGUUGCCGACUCGCUGAAGAUAUUCCUGGGAGCAGAGCGAGUCCAGGUUUUUGAUUUCCAGGUCCGGAAAAGUCAUCCUGAAUUUCCAAUAUCAACAGGAGGAACAUACCAAUUUCAGCAGCCAUCUACCAUCUUACACGUUGACACAACACCUGCAUUUACCAAAGAACUUGUCGAGAGGUACAAUCCAGAUACGCUUAAACUGAAAAGCAGACGAUAUCAGUAUGUCAAUGUUUGGAAACCUCUCAGGGGGCCGGUCAAAAGCUGGCCGCUUGCAGUAUGCGAUAAUACUACUGUCGACACGGCGAACGAUCUACAAGCGCGCGACAUAGUCUACCCAGAAGAUGUCGUCGAAUCAUAUCAGGUGCACUUCAAUCCUAAGCAUAAAUUCUAUUACGUAUCUGGUCAGCAGACAAAUGAGGCUUGGGUCAUGCUGCAAUCGGAUUCUGGAGGCUGGACUGGUACACCGCACACAGCGUUUCCAAACCCAUGGGCCAUUCAUGAUGCUCAAGGACGGGAGAGUGUGGAAGUUCGUGCGUUGGUCUUCUAUGAUGAAGAGGAUCACCUAGCGACAACCCCCGAGACUCUCACAAGCCUCACAUAGGUAGGAUUCGUAUUCGCACAGGUUGUUUGAAGUUUAGCUAGGAGCCAAGACAUAAACAGGAUGGAAAAGAAGUCACG